AUGCACACUGGCGUGGAGGGGCGUAUAGUGGGCGGCAGAGUAGCAAGGCGUGGAUCAUGGGCGUGGGUUGUUGGGCUGCGAGCUGUGUGGGGCGGCCCUAUUCGCUGUGGAGGCGUUUUAAUCACCCACAGACAUGUCCUUACAGCCGCCCACUGCCUCCCCACGCCCACACUGCUUCCGUGGGUGCUGCGGGUGGUUGUCGGCGCCCACACCCACGAGGAAGGCUCAGAAAUUGGCAUAACUUUCAUUUCAGUCCAUCCAAAUUUCGGAAAAUCUGCAAAAUAUGACUCCGAUUUGGCUGUUCUCUCGCUAAGUUCAGAUAUUUCUCUGGAUUCUAAUGUCAAAUUCCCCUGUGUGGCCUUGUUCACGCCCCCUGUGGGAUCUCAAGGGGUAGUUCUCGGCUGGGGCAGGACUAGUUACUAUUCUCUACUAUCCCGCGCCCUCAGACAGGCGACUAUUCAUGUACUAUCGAGGGAAAGGUGUCAAGAUUAUGGCAAGAAUUUCACUAAUACAAUGUUGUGUGCUGGGGAAACAGAGAGGGAUGCCUGCCUUGGGGACUCCGGAGGCCCUUUGGUGGUGGACGCUGGUGGGGUGUGGGUGGUGGUGGGUGUGGUGUCCUAUGGGCGUGGGUGUGGCAAUGCUAAGUUUCCUGGGGCGUACACAAAUGUUAGUCUGUUCAAAAGAUGGAUAGAAUCUGUGUUGUUUUGA
Portunus trituberculatus (swimming crab) is the source of this 708-nucleotide messenger RNA. RefSeq names its product trypsin alpha-3-like. The record is from RefSeq and is a predicted model, not a curated record. The coding region runs from base 1 to 708 and encodes 235 amino acids. Gene Ontology annotation, biological process: proteolysis. Gene Ontology annotation, molecular function: serine-type endopeptidase activity. The transcript is spliced from 2 exons. Lineage: Eukaryota; Metazoa; Arthropoda; Malacostraca; Decapoda; Portunidae.